UGUAACUGUGUGGGUUAGUUCCAAACCGAAGGAGCUCUGAGCAGCAGUGCUGAGCCCUCUUCUUGCUCAGAGAUCUUCCUCUCUGGCAGUGCCCACAGGAAGAAACUCCAUAAACACACACCAGCAGCAUAAAGAAAUACCAUGGUUCUCCUACUUUGCUUCUCUUGUGAGCACCUUCCACGUUUUCGUGCCUCUUGACUGCUUUUUUGGGGCUAUAAUUGGUGAUUUAGGGUGGACCUAACAGCACUGAGGCUUUGGGCUGUUGGAAGCACAGCUGAUCCCAUCCUUUGCUCUGUGCUCCCACCGAAAAGGAGCUUGUUGAAAUUCAUGCUGAUAAAGCUGAGCUUUUCCUGCUUUCUUUCCAGCCAUUGUCAGCACUGUUUUCACGCAGAGCCAGCAAAGCUAUUAAACCCCUGAGCCCCCACAAUUAAAGAGGAUUAAUUAGGAUUUUCAAUCUUCAGUCUUGGUUCUUGGUGCAGCACAGUGAGGUGGCAGUGCUCAGUGUGUGAGGGAGGUCACUAACGUGGCACGUAAACGUUGUGUUUGGCUUCAUGCGAAAAGCCCCUUUGUUGCUGUUUGUUUGCCACAGAUCUUCUGGGAAAGCCAAGAGAGAAACACCCUUAUUUUCCAAAAUCCUGUGUGGACAGACUAAGAUUUCAGUCCCAAACACUGCGCUGCCAUCGCUUUUAUCAGCUCUGAGAAUCUUGUUGUGUCAGUGUUGCUGGUUUUCAAUCUCUCCUGUGAAUCUGAUUUCUCCUCGGGUAGAAAUCCUUUUGUUUCUGGUCCUGGGCUCCGGCAGGAACUUUCCCAUUGUGUUUACCCUGAAUGGGCACCUUGUGUUCCCAGGCAGUUCAGAAACACCUCUCCCUUGAUUUCUCAUGGAUAGAUGACACCGUUUGGGUCUGACUCUGAAUGUGUAGCACAGCGAGCUCUCUGUCUCUGUGUAAUGUGAGAGAGUGGGGCUUUAUACCCCGAGCCUGCAGUGGAAUCAAAAAUAAGAUAGCUGGGAGUGUGAUCAUUGUCCUUUGGAGCAGCGACUUGAGGAGAGACGCCACGUCUCUUCCCUUCUCUGUGCUCCAGCACUGGAGGAACUUUUCCACACCCCGCAGAGCGUUUGCAUCCCGAAGCACAAUGUCAGAAAAUCCAAACGGAGCUCCCAGGGCAGAACCAGAUUACAGGUACAGAAAGGACGAGCUGUUCAAAAGGCUGAAAGUGACAACUUUUGCCCAAUUGGUCGUUCAGGUUGCUUCUCUGUCUGAUGAAACCUUAGAAGUGACGAAUGAGGAGAUCCACAGACUGGAAGAUGGCAAUUCUGCUGCUUCAGAUGCCGAGCUCACAGCGGGGACAAAUGGCCAAGGGAGCCCCAAUGGGACACCCCCCAGUCCUGUCCUGUUCAUAAACAGCACCGGAGGUGGAGAAUCGUAUCGGUCCACGCUGCAGAGUCUGAUCAGCGGUGUCGGCGAGUUGGAUAUAGAAAAGGACACUCAUAAGAAAGCAGACACCCAGGCAAAGGAUACUCCUUAUCCUGACUGCCCCUUCCUGCUGUUGGAUGUACGAGACCGCGAUGCUUACGACCAGUGUCACAUAAUUGGAGCUUAUUCUUAUCCUAUUACAAUGCUAUCUAGAGCCAUGAAUCCAUAUACAAACAGUAUUCUGGAAUAUAAAAAUGCCCAUGGAAAGAUUAUAAUUUUGUACGACGACGACGAACGGCUCGCCAGCCAGGCUGCCACCACCAUGUGUGAGAGGGGCUUUGAGAACUUGUUCAUGUUGUCUGGAGGGCUGAAGGUGCUUGCACAGAAGAUCCCAGAAGGACUUGUCACUGGCUCGCUCCCCAUCUCCUGCCAGGUGGCAGCUCCCCCAGGGUCUGCCCGAAGAAAGGCUGUUCCCAAAGUGCCACCCGCACGUGCUGAGAGCAAAUGGAGGUACUCAGCAGAAGAUCUGCAGAAGAUUAAGUACUACCUCGAAGAGGAGCAGCUUCCUUCAGACACUGCCAGUCGCCUUAGCCGUGGCUCUUCAGGACGUGAUUCCAAAGCAACAACAGCACGGAGCAGCCCCAGCCUCCCCAGCACGGCAGGAUCCCGUGUGCUCAGCAGGAGCAGCUUCCAGAACAGGCCGUGGAAAUAAGCAGCCGUCUCUCCUUCCACUGAAUAAAUGAGAGUCCAGGUUCUGGGAACGCUGAGCAGUGCAGCCCUGUUUGUCAUUUUAGGAAUCCGCUGUGGAAAGCGGUGGUGAUGUAUGAAAUGGCAGCUUGGAUAAGGCUGGGGAGAUGGAAGGGUUGGUGUGACGUCUUGUAGGAGCAGCGUCACGUUGGCGAAGUGACCUUCAGGACAGGGGAGGGGGGAAAACUGGUAGUGAAGCCCGUGACCAAGUAGCAAUGGAUCUGUAAGACCUGCAGCUCAGACUGAGGAAUUGUGUCUGGAGCAAACGUUCCUCUGUGCCCGGCUCAAAGCUGCAGGCUCUGCGCUAACGGUGAAAGGAAACGGGUCAGAAAAUUGUGAGCAGGAACCGUGGUGUUUUGUGGCAGGGAUGGACAUUGAGCAAAUUGCCAAAAUGGUGGAGAGGAUUCCGUCACUCUCUUGUGUUUAUUUAUUAAGUGUUUAUAAUAAAGAUGUUUUGGGAAAUAA
Centrocercus urophasianus (Greater sage-grouse) is the source of this 2624-nucleotide messenger RNA. RefSeq names its product centrosomal protein 41 (gene CEP41). Lineage: Eukaryota; Metazoa; Chordata; Aves; Galliformes; Phasianidae. The transcript has 9 exons. The record is from RefSeq and is a predicted model, not a curated record. Gene Ontology annotation, cellular component: ciliary basal body. Gene Ontology annotation, biological process: cilium assembly; protein polyglutamylation. The coding region runs from base 913 to 2124 and encodes 403 amino acids.